AUGUCUCCUCCGCAAAACUCCGUGCUUGCACGGGCAAUUGUUUCAUACGAACCUACUGAAGGCCAAAUAGACUUGAGACUCGAAGAUGUCUCGAUACGAGACCUGAAAGAUGAUGAAGUGUUGAUUCGAGUCGUUGCAACGGGCAUAUGCCAUACAGACCUCUUGUUUGGAGCCAUGCAACCUCCGUUCACGCCAUACCCCAAGGUCCUCGGUCAUGAAGGUUGGUAUUUUCCACAACUUCGAUUCUCGCAGGCAGAGCUGACGGGGAAAGGGGCGGGAUACAUUGAGCAAGUCGGGAAGAACGUCCAAGUUGGCAAGCCAGGUGACGCCGUCUUGCUUUCGUUCUCGUAUUGCAGCACAUGUCGAGACUGUUCUGCUCUUCACCCAUCAUACUGUGAAUCGUUCUCGACGGUGAACUACGUUACGGACCCUGAAACAUUUCUCUCUCCUGAUGGGCAGAAUAUUGGCGGCCUUUUCUUCGGACAGUCAAGUAUGGCUAGUUACACGAUUGCAAGGCAGGCUUCCGUCGUCAACGUUUCCUCGCUCAUCCACGACGAGUCAGAGUUGAAGAUUUUUGCUCCUUUAGGAUGUGGCUUCCAAACGGGGUUCGGAGCCAUCGAUCUGGUGGCCAAGGCAGGCUCUGGUGACGCGGUUGUCGUGAUGGGAAUUGGAGGAGUCGGCUUCUCGGCCAUUGCGGGUGCAAAACUUAACAAAUGCCACACCAUCAUCGCAAUUGACCGGGUUGAGCAAAGGCUUCAACUUGCCCGAGAGUUUGGAGCGACACAUGUCAUAAAUAGCACUGAAACCGAGGAUCUGGUUGCAGAAGUAAAGUCCCUCACGAAGGGCGCAGGCUCCACAAUUACACUCGAUACUACUGGCAAUAUGAGACUCAUUGAGAAUGGGUUGGCCAUGACUGCAAACCGGGGACAGAUGAUAGUCGUUGGAGUUCCACCCAUGGAUGCUCAACUGAUCGUUCAUGUGGUAUCUUUCUUGCAAACAGGGAAGAUAUUGCGAGGUUGCAUUGAAGGCGAUGCAACACCCGGAGAGUACAUACCCACGAUGAUCAAGCAUUUCCGGGCUGGUCAGUUCCCCAUUGACAAGCUGGUCAAGCUAUAUCCUGUAGGUGAUUUGCAUCCACUUCCCCUUCCGUGUUGA
This is a messenger RNA of Exophiala spinifera, 1155 nucleotides long. RefSeq lists its product as uncharacterized. Gene Ontology annotation, cellular component: cytosol. Gene Ontology annotation, biological process: formaldehyde catabolic process. The transcript is spliced from 4 exons. Gene Ontology annotation, molecular function: S-(hydroxymethyl)glutathione dehydrogenase [NAD(P)+] activity; zinc ion binding. The record is from RefSeq and is a predicted model, not a curated record. NCBI's taxonomy places the organism in Eukaryota, Fungi, Ascomycota, Eurotiomycetes, Chaetothyriales, Herpotrichiellaceae. The coding region runs from base 1 to 1155 and encodes 384 amino acids.